This is a messenger RNA of Coregonus sp. 'balchen', 198 nucleotides long. The record is from the annotation of a GenBank genome assembly. NCBI's taxonomy places the organism in Eukaryota, Metazoa, Chordata, Actinopteri, Salmoniformes, Salmonidae.
AUGUACAGCCAUAGAGAGUGGCUCAGAUACUCUGUCUACUUCAUAGAAAAGUAUAGGUAAAUCCUCUGGACCAGUAGACACCAGCUCAGAUACAACAUGUACAACCAUAGAGAGUGGCUCAGAUACUCUGUCUACUUCAUAGAGAAGUACAGGUACAGCCUCUGUACCAGGAGAAACCAGUUGAAAAGCACUUGUUGA